This is a messenger RNA of Terrapene triunguis (Three-toed box turtle), 1007 nucleotides long. Its product is annotated as cytoplasmic dynein 1 heavy chain 1-like. The annotation marks the transcript as partial. Gene Ontology annotation, cellular component: dynein complex. Gene Ontology annotation, molecular function: dynein light intermediate chain binding; minus-end-directed microtubule motor activity; ATP binding. Gene Ontology annotation, biological process: microtubule-based movement. The transcript has 5 exons. NCBI's taxonomy places the organism in Eukaryota, Metazoa, Chordata, Testudines, Emydidae. The record is from RefSeq and is a predicted model, not a curated record.
CAUCAGUACUGAGUUUCUGGCACUUAUGAAAAAAGUAUCCAAAUCUCCCCUUGUGAUGGAUGUUCUUAACAUUCAAGGUGUACAAAAGUCACUGGAGAGAUUAGCAGACUUGCUUGGAAAGAUCCAGAAAACAUUGGGAGAAUAUCUGGAGAGGGAGAGAUCCUCCUUUCCUCGGUUCUACUUCGUUGGUGAUGAGGACUUGCUCGAAAUCAUAGGAAACAGCAAGAAUGUAGCUAAGCUGCAGAAACAUUUCAAGAAAAUGUUUGCUGGAGUUUCUAGCAUCAUCCUGAAUGAAGAUAACACUGUUAUUCUGGGGAUCUCAUCACGUGAAGGAGAGGAGGUGCUGUUCAAAACACCUGUGUCUAUCACAGAACAUCCUAAGAUAAAUGAGUGGCUCACACUUGUUGAAAAAGAAAUGAGGGUCACACUUGCAAAGCUGCUGGCUGAGUCUGUUACUGAAGUAGAAAUCUUUGGUAAAGCAACUUCAAUUGAUCCAGUUCUCUAUAUUUCUUGGAUUGACAAAUAUCAGGCCCAGCUUGUUGUCCUGUCAGCCCAAAUUGCAUGGUCAGAGAACGUGGAAUCUGCUCUGAAUGGCAUGGGUGGUGAUGGAGACAGCAGUCCUCUGCACUCUGUGCUGGCUAAUGUUGAGGUCACGCUGAACGUGUUAGCAGACUCUGUGUUGAUGGAACAGCCACCUCUCCGCAGAAGGAAAUUGGAACACUUGAUUACAGAGUUAGUGCACCAAAGAGAUGUUACAAGAUCACUGAUCAAAAGUAAGAUUGACAACUCCAAAUCCUUUGAGUGGCUCAGCCAGAUGCGAUUCUACUUUGACCCAAAACAGACAGAUGUGUUGCAACAGCUGUCCAUUCAGAUGGCAAAUGCCAAAUUCAACUAUGGCUUUGAGUAUCUUGGUGUUCAGGAUAAACUAGUUCAGACUCCUCUUACUGACCGCUGUUACCUGACAAUGACGCAAGCCUUGGAGGCAAGACUUGGAGGCUCACCUUUUG